AUGGCUAUAUCUAGUAAUGAAAACAAUUAUCAAAAAAUUCCGUCCAUAGAAUUGCCAGAUGAUUUAUUUGAAGAAAGCUUAAAUCCUUGGAGAUUUUCUCUGAUUGGGAGAUUGAAUUUACAACAACUUAAGUUUGUCGAUGCUUCUAUCAUUGUUAGACGACAAUGGAAGCUUGAAGGUGACUGUAAACUUAUUCCACUGGGAAGAGGUUUUUUCACAAUCAAAUUAGAUAACGCAACAGAUCGUCAGUAUAUCAAGGAAGGAACAUGGGAGGUUACAAAUCAAACACUUCAAAUAAGAAAUUGGAUCUCUAAUUUUCGGCCACAAAGUCAAAGAACUUCUAGAGCUAUGGUUUGGGUAAGAUUCCCAGGAGUCGGUCUUGAAUUUUGGUCUGAGAAAAUACUGUUUAAAAUUUGUAAGGAAUUUGGUAAUCCUGUGAAACUUGAUGCUGCAACAGAAAAAUAUGAGGUAGGUUAUUAUGCUAAUGUCUUGGUUGAAGUAUAUUUUGCUAAAUCUAUACCAAACAAAAUAUGGAUUGGCACAAAAUAUGGAGGUUUCUUUCAAGACAUUUCAAUUCCAGAUUGUCCAAAGUUCUGUUCAACCUGUAAAAUUUUAGGACAUUUGGUCACUGAAUGCAGAAUGGAAAAAAGCAGAAAUAAAUCCACAGGUGAAGGUCAUAAUCAUAGAACUAGCAAGACAAGUAAUACUUCUAAUCAUCAGCAAUCUCCUAAAAAUGGUAAUGCUUCUAUUCAGCAGCAAGGUCCUAAAACUCCACAUAUUCCUUUUGAUAUAUGCAAUAAUAAUGAAGAUGUUGUUAAUUGUAACAAUAAGGAGGCGGUACAAGUGAGUACUUAUAAUUUCGUUCUAAAUCCAUUAGUGGAAGAUUCAGUAGUUUCAAAUAUAACAACUUCUCAGAUUCAAACUACUCCUGUAGUAGUUCACUUGAAUAGUGGUAGAUUUAAUGCUCUCAGCCAAAUUGAGAAUAGAGAAGAAGAUGAAGUGAGUAUUGAUAAAGAAAUUAUGGCUGACAUAGAACCUCAUAAGCUUAUUCAAAUGGCAGAUGUAACUGAUCUAGAAAAGAGUGAAGUAAAGUUUGUGGAUGCUGGAUCAGGAAAGGUCACUACAGAACCAGUACAAUUUACUUCAUGGACUUCAGUGGUAAAUGCUUCUGGCACAAAGAAGACAACACCUUCAGUAAAUGCAGUAAGUAAUAACUCUCCAAAUAUUAAGAAUAUUUCCAUUGCUACUUCUUCAAAACAAGCACCAGUUAAAUACAAUUUUAGAAGAAAUGUUAAAAAAGGAGGUAAAAACCUCCAACAAAAACCAUGA
Papaver somniferum (opium poppy) is the source of this 1329-nucleotide messenger RNA. RefSeq lists its product as uncharacterized. The record is from RefSeq and is a predicted model, not a curated record. Bases 1 to 1329 code for a protein of 442 amino acids. The transcript has a single exon. NCBI's taxonomy places the organism in Eukaryota, Viridiplantae, Streptophyta, Magnoliopsida, Ranunculales, Papaveraceae.